This is a messenger RNA of Brassica rapa (field mustard), 913 nucleotides long. RefSeq lists its product as uncharacterized. The record is from RefSeq and is a predicted model, not a curated record. NCBI's taxonomy places the organism in Eukaryota, Viridiplantae, Streptophyta, Magnoliopsida, Brassicales, Brassicaceae.
UUUUUUCCUUAAAAAUAUUCUUUAUACCCUCUAAAUAAGGAAAAAAAUAUUUUUUAUCAAGAUAAAUAAGUAAAUAACUAAGCUUUUACUUUUAGGAGGAAUCUUCUGGCUCAGUCAGAGGGUUCAGGUUCUUGGCGGUAACAAAACUAACAAGAGCGUUGAGGGGUAUAAAAAAUGGCUACUCCAAAAUCGAGAAAUCAGAAAAAGUGAAAUCUUACGGAUUUGAUCUUCUUCGCGUGAUUUCGCACUCAAUCAACAGCGAUUGUUCUCCAAUCUACAUCGAUCCGUCCUCAAAUAAUUCAAUUUCACGUAAGAUUUUUUUACGAUCCCAAAUUUCCUUUCUUUUUUUUCUUUUUUGCAGAUUCGUUGUCCUUGACGAUGUUGUUGGAUUGCGAUGAGAUGCUUAGUGGUUGAUUGUAUAGAUAAACUGACAGCAUUCUCAUUUGCAAGAAAGCUCAAUCAUUUUGUGACCAUGGACCCGCAACAUACCGGUGAUUUGAUGAAGCAUUUGGAGAAGCAGAAUGAGUUACUCAAGGAAACUCAGAAGACCAUGUCACAUGAACUCCAAACACUCAUGGUGGAAGAAGAGAUGAUGAUGCAUAAACUAUGUGAGCUAAUGGUCACUCAUCGUAAAAACAAGAAGGAAAUGAAGAAAACUCAAGAAACAGUUGAAUCUUCUGUUGUUACAGUUGAGGCCCAACGCCCACCCAUCAUAUACCAAUACAGGAGGAAGAAGAGUAAGGCCCAGCAAAAAACAGUUCAGGUCUCCAAUGGAUCAGACAUCGAUAAAGGUUUCUAAAAAGUUCUAAAUAUUAUUAUUUCUUCCAAGUUAUGUUCUGUUUCUUACUUGUAAUCGUUGAUUGAAUCUCGAAUAUUUUUCUCUCUUUACAAUGAAUCUUAAAUCUUUGCUUUA